AUGUUUCCUGCAAACGUUCCCAACUAUCCACCUUUUGGGUCAGUUCCAGGGGUGGAAACUUUCCAGCCGGAGGAGGCCGCUUGUUUUGGAAAGUUCCUGGGGGAGCCGCCCCCGCCCGCCUGCCGGGUUCCCACGCUCCUUUAUCACUGGGCGCUUAGAGGGGCUCAGAGCUGUGCAGGCCUGGCUCCUCCCAGAUGGCCGCCUCUGCCCGGGCGAUGCUCCCUCGCUUCCCCACGGAGCAGUCUCUCCCCCUGCCCCCACCGCAGCCCUGACCUUGAUAGGCUUGAUAGGCCUCCUGCUACAGGUGGGGGCACCGAGAACUCACAGCCACCCCCUUACCCCCUCUCCGGGGCGAGCCCCGUGGGAGUGGAGAGUCUGACCGCUGCUCCAGAAGGGGAAGAGGAGGGAGCCUGGGCUGGACGAGUGUCACGCUUUGAAAUCCGAUUCCUCGCUUGGUCUUCUGCCUCAGUUUCCCUUGCCUUAGUUUCUCCAGAGACGCCCCUUCCUCCAACCCACCAAAUAAUGAGUUUCCAAGCCUAA
Rangifer tarandus platyrhynchus (Svalbard reindeer) is the source of this 540-nucleotide messenger RNA. NCBI's taxonomy places the organism in Eukaryota, Metazoa, Chordata, Mammalia, Artiodactyla, Cervidae. The record is from the annotation of a GenBank genome assembly.